AAUCAAUCACGUAUUGAUGCAACCCAUAGUGAGCUCUCUUAAAAGACUGUUUGAUAAUUUAUAAAUUCAAAAGAAAAUCAACAUGAAGAACUACAAGCUAUUAAUUGUUUUUACAAUCCAACUGAUUGGGUUAGUUAGUGCAAAGACUGAAUCCCUAUCAGCAAUAUCGACUGUUCCAUUCCAGCUUAUAUCUCCCGCCGAAUUCAAAGCUAUUUCGGAGCUUAGCAAUGGCAAUCCAUUCAUCACACAAAAGAGACUUCUUCAUAGUGGUUCCGAAGCUGUAACAAACAUAAUUAACAACAUUUACAAUGGUCACAUAAGUCCUGUCAAUAUAACUGGCUUGGAAUCAAUUUAUAAUUCGAUUUUAAAUCAACCUUUGAGCGGUCCACCUCAAGGCUAUCCAUUUUGUGCCAUUCAAGCUAAUAGACAUAAUCGACACUCGCAAAGAAGUUACGAUGCAGUUGUAGACCCUGCUAGCAAUUUCGGAACAUUUUCUAUCAACUUCUUUCAUCCUGGAACUGUGAUGCAAUUUGAUAAUUACGACGAAGACAUAACAAUUGAUGAAUUAGAACCAGACUACCAUGACCAGAGUCAUCAGAAACCAUCUUCAUAUCAGCCAUCAGAAUCUAGUGAGCCAAGUGUGGCACCACCACCACCUAACAACUAUGGCUCAUCAUCCGGACCUGAUGCCGACAAAGACAGGCCAGAUAGUUCUGGUGCACCUGUUAUUAACUGUAUUGUUGUUCUAAGGGAACCCGCACACCCAUCAACCACUACUCCAGCUCCAACUACAACUCCUGUUCCUGCUUCAACUAAACGUCCUUCAGUUCGACCACCCAAGCGGCCAUCAAUUUAUCCGCAACUCUCAAACAUAUUAACGUCACAACAAACCCUUGGUCAAUACCAAGUCGUCCCAAUACCAUAUCCACCAUUCCUGGGUUUGGUUGGACCAUCAGCAUCAGGUACUCCAAACUGGCCCACUUGGCCAGGUUCUCAAGCAUUUGCAUCGAAUACUCCAAAUUCUGCUAUUCCACAAACAUGGCCAUUCUUGCCAGUAUCUAACCCAUCCGCAAUCCCAUCGGCCAACAAGAUUACCCAAACUGUUCCAACAUGGCCUUACCUCUCGAUCCCAUCGCCGGCCGGCAUCAGCGCUCAUCGUGUUCCAUCAACGCCACCCUUCUCGUCAAACUCCUAUUGGACAUCUGCAAUCAACCCCGAUGCCCCAGAUGCUCCUUCUCCAAGUGUUUCGAUUUAUUCAAAACCAAAUCCAGCUACUGCUGUAUGGUUGCGUCCUCCUACUGCCGGUGCAUUUAAUGCCAACCAUUUAAUACCACAACCAUCACAACAGAAUUACAAUGGAAACGUUAACGAAGAGCUUAGGUCUGCAACGCAUAUUGGCGAUGAAAUUGCAUCUGAAAAUAAGAAAAAUCAGGUAAAGACAAUAAUUGCAGAUGCUAAUAUUGUUGGUUUAAUUCAACGUUCUCGUUCUCAUUCUCAUCAUCAGAAUCAACAACCCCACCAAGAGUUGGGGGUGCAGUCAAAGGACUAA
Molecule: messenger RNA, 1549 nt
Organism: Eupeodes corollae
Lineage: Eukaryota; Metazoa; Arthropoda; Insecta; Diptera; Syrphidae
Exons: 2
Coding region: 83-1549 (488 amino acids)
Source: RefSeq, a predicted model, not a curated record